Molecule: messenger RNA, 1402 nt
Organism: Pieris rapae (cabbage white)
Lineage: Eukaryota; Metazoa; Arthropoda; Insecta; Lepidoptera; Pieridae
Product: RNA-binding protein 42
Exons: 7
Coding region: 361-1359 (332 amino acids)
Molecular function (GO): mRNA binding
Source: RefSeq, a predicted model, not a curated record
AUCUAAAUUCAGAAUCUGUGGUAAAAAGUAGAAACUUAACCAGAAAUUACAAUAAUUACAUAUUGCUGAUGAACAAGAAAAUAUAACCGAAACUAAAUAUACAUUCAUUAGAUUACUAAUUAAAGAUUCAACUUAACGUUAAUUCAUUUUAGAAUCAUUAAAUGUCAUAACUUGAACUUCCAUUUGGAAGAUACGGACUACGGUUACCGUAGGUUGUUAAAAAUUAGCCUAGAGCUGAGAGGCCCACAGGAUGGCAUUCCCUGUAUGUAUUUGUGCUUAAUUUAAACAGCCCUAAUUAAAUUGUACACAUUACUACGUAAAGUUUUUGGAUUUCUUCUAGUUUAAAAUCAAUACAUCAACAUGGAUGACUCUUGUAAAUUUCAACAAAUGCAGGAUGAAAUGUCCAGAUUUGAAGCAGAGAUCUCUGGUUCAGGAGGACCAUCUAUGCGUCCCGUGAUAGGCGCUGCUACAUUUGGCGCCGUUCAACAACAACUUGAGCGGUCAUUGCCUCCUCCACCGCCACCACCAGCUUUAUUAGCAUCGUUUGACCAUAGUGUUUUAGGUGGCAGGAUGAUAUUCCCUACUGGGGCUCCUCCCCCAGCCCCUCAAUCUAUGAUGGUACCUGCUUCAGUUCAAAGACUUCGCCCGCCAAGUGGCCCAGGAGACUAUUCUGCUCCUAUACCUUUCCUAAGACCUGGACUUCCAGGACCACAACUGAUUCCUCCACCUCCUGCACCCCCAAAGCCACAACCAGUAAUUUUAUCAGCUGCACCCAAGUUAUAUAAACAGCCCAAAGAUGAUGAUGAUAAAAAAGAAAGCAAGAAAAAGAAGCGGUCUCGUCCAAUUACUCCGCCUCUAGAAAUUGAAAAGCCUCCAACUCCACCUCCAGCUCCACAGCCGUUGCCAGUACCUGUCUUUGUGCCUGAGACUUUGGUGCCUAAGGCAAAGAAAGAGAAAAAACAUAGAAAGGUGGUAAGGACAGCAGGUGGUCAGGUGUGGGAGGAUGUGACGUUAUUGGACUGGCCUGAUGAUGACUUUCGGAUGUUCUGUGGAGAUCUUGGAAAUGACGUCACCGACGAAUUACUUGCUAGAACAUUUGGAAAGUACAGCUCAUUUCAGCGAUCUAAAGUCAUCAGAGACAAGAGAACUAACAAAAGCAAGGGUUUUGGCUUCGUGAGUUUCAAGGAUCCUGGAGAUUUCAUUAAGGCUAUGAAGGAAAUGGAUGGUCGAUAUGUAGGUAGUAGACCCAUUAAACUGCGCAAGAGUACGUGGAAGAAUCGCGCGCUUGACGUCGUCAGGAAGAAGGAGAAGGAGAAGGCGGCUCUACUCUCUCUACUCAUGUCGGCGAAUAAAAGUUGACAUAAUUGACAUUUAUUCAUAGAAAUAUAUAUGAGAUAAACAA